This is a messenger RNA of Vigna angularis (adzuki bean), 1758 nucleotides long. RefSeq lists its product as uncharacterized. NCBI's taxonomy places the organism in Eukaryota, Viridiplantae, Streptophyta, Magnoliopsida, Fabales, Fabaceae. Bases 1154 to 1567 code for a protein of 137 amino acids. The transcript is spliced from 5 exons. The record is from RefSeq and is a predicted model, not a curated record.
GAAAAAAAAAAAAAAACUGGUGGCAUGUCGCCACAGACACAUGUCCGCAAGAAGAAAUUGACAACGUAGAGAGUAGAGAAAAUGCAUGUUCUUCUGUUAAUUGUUGUAGCUGAAUGCUUGUAGAGUCUGAGACCCACGUUUCUAAAUCGGACCUUGAAAAUCUUAGCUUCUGAUUCUUCUCCGAUUAAUUUCUUUGGUCGGCGACCACCACCUACCGUCACUCAACCACCAUACGGGAUCCGAGUAUCAAACUUGUAUUCCAGUUGAAGUUGAAAUAUUAGGAAAAGCGUGCAUCAGGUUUUGUAUGGUAUCAGGUUGGAGAGUGGGGGAAUGCUUGGUUCACUGAAUUUUCAGGUUGUUUUACUUUUGGAUUUCGGGAAUGAUGCUCAUGUAUCUGGAAUAACUUGAAUUGAAUGUUCAGGUUGUUUUACAUUAUAUUUGAAUUUUUGAGACUGUACUUUCUGUCAUUUGUUCAUUUCAAUUACUGACUAAAAUCGGAAAACAAAGCAGGUACAGGGUGAAUUGGCUUGUUUAAAAAUUGUUACACGCCAUUGAUGACUCAGAAAGGUUCACUUUAUACAUUAUAGUAAAAGAGCAUUACUAUGUGUAGUGUUCAACUUUUACAUAUCACGCAGAGGUUUUGUCACCUAUUGGUUCCUUGAUAAUACUCCAAAUUAUCAUAAUCUUCAGGCAAUUGAUGCCACAUUAGAGAUGAGAUAUAAUGUGGAACCAAUCAGAGAAAAUGAGGUUUGGGGUAAGAUAAGUUUUAUGAAUGUUGGUGCAAAUUUAAAGCAAUGGGUGAGGAAAACUACUGUUGAAGGAAGUUAUUUAUGAAUGUUGUUGUAAAAAAAUUGUGAAAUUUACACUUCAUUCAAUUUUAUCCAUUUUUACAUGUUGAUUUCUUUUUUCCUUUUUCCUGUUUUAUUAGUGUUGUACAACAAACACAAAUUACACUUUGCCAAUGAUUUUCCUUUGAAAGUUGUUUCGUCAUUAUGCAGCAACAGUGACAGAUGAGCACCAGUUCUUUUCAAAACCUGUGACAUGAAAGUUGCAAUAACUGUUAGGAAGCUUGGAUGUACCUCUAAUCUUUUGAAGGAAACAAGUAUUAAUAUUUACCGUAUAAUUAUUGCGUGGAAUAUCAUUUAAUUUGGAUAUGAUGGAGUUCUGUGCUGAAAGUUCCCAUUCAAAUGGGAAACAAACUUUGAAGCAUUCUAAACCUGCAGAUGAAGUGAAAAGAUCCAGUGAAAAGGCUCACAGAAAUUCUCAUUCCAAUGGAAAGCAAAAUUUUAAGCAAACUUCGAUUUUUGUUAAUCAUGCUGCAAUUGCUUGGCAUGAGGAUAGAAGAAAAUGGGUUGGUGAUAGGUCUCAGCAUCCACCAAGAAUAGCUAAAGAUCAAAUUAUUAGCUGGUCAACGUCUUAUGAAGAGCUGCUUUCAACUAACGAACCUUUUGCAGAGCCAAUUCCCUUACCUGUGUCCGCGUGCACUGAUCAUGAUCGUAGAGGGAGACCAUCUAUGUUCUCCGCGUUAACCUCAGCAUCUAAUCCUUUUAUAUGUAGAAAUGGUUAAUGGUUAUUAUUUUGCAUCAUUUAUCUAAUGACAAAUUUCAUUAUAUAUACACACACCCACCAUAAAAAAAUAUAUUAUUUGUAUCUCAUGAUCCAUCAGCAAACAGACAAGUUCAAAUCCAUGCAUUAAAUAGAUGGUUUGAUCAAUGCUACUUUUUCAUUUCUAAAUUCAAUUGUGCCACAGUUGUGUUU